UCAUCAUCUGGCGCCCCCGCCCGGACGUGCGAGAAGCGACGGCGCAGCGCGGUGCGGCGCAGCUCCGGCUCCCCUUUCCCCCUUGCCGGGCGAGAGGUGUCUAUGGGGCACCCGCCGCCGCCGCUGGGUGCUGUCUCUAUGGCGAGGAGGAGGAGGAGGAGCGCGAGCUCAGCGACACAAGUACAUAAAUAAAGGAUAAAGUAUUUUACGAAACAAAUCUUCAAUCAAGUGUAACAUUUUGAUGCUUGGCAGCUAGACUCCUUGUGCCCUCACUAUGCCAGCAGCAACUGUAGAUCAUAGCCAAAGAAUUUGUGAAGUUUGGGCUUGCAACCUGGAUGAAGAGAUGAAGAAAAUUCGUCAAGUUAUCCGAAAAUAUAAUUACGUUGCUAUGGACACCGAGUUUCCAGGUGUGGUUGCAAGGCCCAUUGGAGAAUUCAGGAGCAACGCUGACUAUCAGUACCAACUGCUGCGGUGUAACGUGGACUUGUUGAAGAUAAUUCAGCUAGGGCUGACCUUUAUGAAUGAGCAAGGAGAGUACCCUCCGGGAACUUCAACUUGGCAGUUUAAUUUUAAAUUUAAUUUGACGGAGGACAUGUAUGCCCAGGACUCUAUAGAGCUACUGACAACAUCUGGCAUCCAGUUUAAAAAACAUGAGGAGGAAGGGAUUGAGACCCAGUACUUUGCAGAACUUCUUAUGACAUCAGGAGUAGUCCUCUGCGAAGGGGUCAAAUGGUUAUCAUUUCACAGUGGUUAUGACUUUGGCUACUUAAUCAAAAUCCUGACCAAUUCUAACUUGCCUGAAGAAGAACUUGACUUUUUUGAGAUCCUUCGAUUGUUUUUUCCUGUCAUUUAUGAUGUGAAGUACCUCAUGAAGAGCUGCAAAAAUCUCAAAGGUGGUUUACAGGAAGUUGCUGAACAGUUAGAGCUGGAACGGAUAGGACCACAACAUCAGGCAGGAUCUGACUCAUUGCUCACAGGAAUGGCCUUUUUCAAAAUGAGAGAAAUGUUCUUUGAAGAUCAUAUUGAUGAUGCCAAAUAUUGUGGUCAUUUGUACGGCCUUGGUUCUGGUUCAUCCUAUGUACAGAAUGGCACAGGGAGUGCAUAUGAAGAGGAGGCCAACAAGCAGUCAUGACAUGAAAUGGUUCUUUUAUUUUUAUUGUAUCUGAGCUACACACAUGCUUGUAUAUAGGUUUUAUCUCUGGUUGAAUCCCUUGAACAACAGACAUUACUUUUUUUUCCUUUCAUAGCUCAUUUUAUUUUCUGCCUUUCAGUACUAAGUGUGACCAUUCCUAUCUCAGAUCUUAAUAAAUAGAAAAGCAUUCAGGUUAAAUCUGGCCUUAAUAUACUUGUUAGUAGGCAUGUGUGACAGAGUGGGGAAAGCUAUUCAGUACAUCAUAUUGAAUACUUUGAUAAACAUUACUUACUUGAGCUUGGUUUUUUCCCUUUCCUAAAUUAACUAGCACUGACUGUAAUUUAUUUCCCUGUUUCAUGUCUCCCUUCCAUUCUGCAGGAGUUUUAGCUAUUUGAGAUUGUGGACCAUCAAUUUUGCACUUUAGAGAGUGAUUCUGACUCAAAUCCUCUGUUUUAUCAGCAGUUUUGGCUUUUCUUGCUCUUAGCUGGAAAAAUGACCAUCUGCCAACUUUAUACAGUAUUUACUUGCUUUUGACCCACAGAAUAUAGAACAUGCAUUGUGCAAAUGGUUGAUUCAGCAAGACUACAAAAAAAAAA
This is a messenger RNA of Balaenoptera musculus (blue whale), 1728 nucleotides long. It is a transcript of the gene CNOT7, whose product is annotated as CCR4-NOT transcription complex subunit 7. Gene Ontology annotation, cellular component: P-body; CCR4-NOT core complex; CCR4-NOT complex. NCBI's taxonomy places the organism in Eukaryota, Metazoa, Chordata, Mammalia, Artiodactyla, Balaenopteridae. Bases 275 to 1132 code for a protein of 285 amino acids. The transcript has 7 exons. The record is from RefSeq and is a predicted model, not a curated record. Gene Ontology annotation, molecular function: nucleic acid binding; poly(A)-specific ribonuclease activity.